Messenger RNA from Penicillium coprophilum, 477 nucleotides. RefSeq names its product DUF3602 domain-containing protein. The coding region runs from base 1 to 477 and encodes 158 amino acids. The record is from RefSeq and is a predicted model, not a curated record. NCBI's taxonomy places the organism in Eukaryota, Fungi, Ascomycota, Eurotiomycetes, Eurotiales, Aspergillaceae. The transcript has 4 exons.
AUGCCCGAGAAACCCAACAAGCCCGCAAAGACCGAGCCAGAGGCGCCUAUGGUCUCUCAUGGCCGAGGAGGCCAAGGCAACAUUGGCCACGACCCGACCGAAUACGUCGAUGGCGAGAUCGUUCGCGAAGGCCCCUACGGCGACCAAGGUGAUGGCGCUUACUCUGCCGGCGUGAGUACCUCUCCAUCCAUCAAACCGUGCCUAGCUCCCACUGAUGCAUUCAACCCUACCCAGCGAGGCGGCGCAGGAAACAUCGGCUCCCCAAUGGUCCGGCCUAUGUCUAGGGCUCCCCAUGACGCCGAUAUGAUCCCCGAGCUCGCUGUGCGCGACUCGGUCGACGAAACAUACCACACCGGGCGCGGCGGACAGGGAAAUGUUCAUCUUGAUGCGGCUUCGCUGAAGGAGAAGAAGGUGAAGAAGGUGGCGCAUGAGGGGUUGGCUGAUAAGUUGAAGUAUAAGUUGAUGGGGCGGAAGUAG